GUGUCAACGUCGAGUAUUUGGAGGCGAACCCCCCGUCAUUGGAGAACCGCUCACCUCGAGCUUGCGAUUGUGGCUUUUGAGUUCGUCGUUGGCUCAAAGCCAUCUUUGUGUCGAACGGGUCAAGGCAGGCUCGCAAUUGUGGGUUUGUUCUGGGCAUCUAUACCAUGCUUCCCCCCUUCGAAAGCCGCAUGCGGUUCAGUGGCUCUCGGGACUGGAAUGCCUCGUCGUUCCGACAGACCACCGCGCCGGCGAUAUAGUCAAAGAAAGAGAAAAGAAGAUUCUGGGGUUGGAAAAGUAUCGCCAUCAUCCGGUCAUCAGCGAGCCUUACAUUCUUGA
Messenger RNA from Colletotrichum paranaense, 336 nucleotides. RefSeq lists its product as uncharacterized. NCBI's taxonomy places the organism in Eukaryota, Fungi, Ascomycota, Sordariomycetes, Glomerellales, Glomerellaceae. The transcript is spliced from 2 exons. The annotation marks the transcript as partial. The record is from RefSeq and is a predicted model, not a curated record.